UGGAUUAUUUGUAAUCAACAGCCCUUUAUAGUCAUUAAAGAUCCUAGUUUUAUUGAACUUAUUGAAGAACUUGACGAACAGUAUCGAUUACCAUCUCAACAAACUAUAUUUAAUCAGAUCAAGGCAAUUUAUCAAAAUCAAAAAUUGUUAUUAAAAAAUUUUUUAAAACCAAUAAAAAAAUUAGCCAUUACAACUGAUUCAUGGACGGCUUGCAAUAAUAGUAAUUAUAUGUCCAUAACACUCCAUUGGAUUGAUGAUAAUUAG
Dentiscutata erythropus is the source of this 264-nucleotide messenger RNA. The record is from the annotation of a GenBank genome assembly. NCBI's taxonomy places the organism in Eukaryota, Fungi, Glomeromycota, Glomeromycetes, Diversisporales, Gigasporaceae.